AGGCUUUGGGCUACUUAAAGCAAUAAAAUGAAAACAAACUGUUUUUUUGUGGGCUUGUUUCUGUGGAGUCGCGUGUAGUUGGAUACGUUCACAAUGAACUUGUUUACAUAGAGUAAUAUGAUCUGUUGUGAUGCCUAAAGGCGGGCUGUUUGUCGCUGUAGUAUUUGGAUGACGUCCCCUGAGUUAAUACGACUGUUAUAAACUGUUGAUAAAAUCGCCGAAGAGGAAGCACGUGUCUGUCCCAGUAAAGCUGAGGCCACCGCUUCAUUUACAGGUUUGCACACAAAUAUUACGAACUGCGCGUGCAACAACACUCCCACAUCUAGUCGCGGACACUUGUUUUCCAGUGAAGUGACACACACACUCAUGCACUCUCACGCACACGCCGGUAAUCGGUGUUGAUCGGCUUGGCUGGGGCUUCGAGCUCAGUGGGAGACGCGCUGUGACUGAGUGUCAUGGCCGCCGCCCGCUGCUGACGAACCGGGUUACAAUAUGAGGACGCGCGACUCCACGAGUCUAUAAUAUGAACAUGGAAGUGGAACAGAAAAACCCAAGCAGCCACAAUGAGGAUCAAGCUGGUGACAGUGACAGAGGCAACUGGCGUAGACGCCUGAGACUCAGGAAAUCCCCAGCUGUGAAAAGUACAGUUGAAGACCAGAAAGUCGAUAAAAAAUUGACCAAGGAGUCACAAAACGAACAAAACGAUCACCAAGUAGUGGAGACCGCUAUCAGCAAGCUCGCAUUUACAUGCACUGAUUGCAAGGAUGGCACGAGAUUUAGUCCAGAUGGUUUGUUAAAACACUUUAAAAACUUUCAUGGAGGAAAAGGACACCCACCGUCUUUUCCUUGCGACAUGUGCAGUUUUGCUGCUUCUGAAUUUACUACCCUGCAGCAGCAUUACCUGAAACACAAACACUCUAGGCUCACCAGUGAGACGUACAAUGAUAAAGGCUUGCAAACGCCAUCCCAACUCACAAAGCAUUGUAAAACACACAACAAUCAAGGUCAAUGUGAAAAGUGCAAGUUUUCCACAAAGGAGCUCACACAUUUUGUACAUAACUCUUGUCCACACAACACUGCACCAGCUAUAGACAGUAGUGAAAAGUCAGGUGUUAACCCCAUGAAUGGUGAACUGAAUACGAAUCUUUUGGCUAACGCUGCAGGUGAACUACAAAAAGAUGCGCUACUAGACUACAUGACUAAUGCCUGCCACCGAGGGUGGAGCAGAAAGAACAGGUGGAGAAAUAGAGACGUUGCUCCAAAACAACCCAAAAAUACUGCUCCAGACGUCCUGAUUCCAAAAUCAGAAAUUCACUGGACAUCUGCAACAUUUCUGCCUUUCUCAGCUGCAGGUUUGCUCGAUGAAAAGGGCGAUCUACUACACCCAACACGGACCUUAGAGGAGACUAAGCAGUUUCUGGAAAGGACAGUUAAGUCUGGAAAAAAAUGGCCAGUGUCUCUAAAAGGUGAAACCGAUCUCUCAUCUCCGUCCUGUCCCGGGCCCUGCCUUUCUGAGCCAAAGAUGAAGCGAUGUGUCACACCACUUCCUGAGCUGAAUUCUGGGAGCGAUCUUUCCGGUCUCAUGGGAAAGAACAGUAUCUCAGUUCCACCUGAUUGCACUACAAAGGUUGUUGGUUUCAAGAGGGUGGAUGGGAAAAAGCAUCUUGUUCUUAAAGUCAUUCCUUCAGCCAAGCCAGAGGUUUCUUCAGACACAGGAGAAGAUCCUGUAGGAUUACACCAGGAUGAAGGAAACGAGAUACAAUUACACCCUCAUAUUGAGAGGCUCAGUGAUCAAAUGUGCGGUGAAUCAGACAAUGUUACCACUGCAGGUUCUGCAAUCAACGGCUAUGAUUCUACCUUAACUUCACACCAGCCCAAGAAACAAGGACUUCGCAAAGAAGAAGACCAAGAUACAAUAGGAGAUGCACCUCAGGUUGAUAACACUGAAAAUGACCGGUGUGCGUUCAAUGAAAAUCCUGAUGCAUUUGCACAACUCACUGUCUCAGGAAUAGAGGAGGUUUUUAAUGUAGUAAGUCAGCCAAAGAAUGUAAAACCAGCAUCUCCUGAGGUAAUAUUUAACUCUAAUGACACAAAUGACCUCAAUGGAGAAAAUGCAGUUGUGCCAGGGGAAGUAGGUUCUGUCAAUGAGGCAGAUAUCCAAACUCUGCAUACAAAUAUGCAGGAGAUAAGUGACACACCGAAACACACCGACAAUCAGGAAAAAGCAGCAAAAGAUUAUAAAGAAAUGAGUUCUGGCCCUUCCACAGGUCAAGAUGAUAAGUGUUGUGUUGAAAAUCUGUCUUCAAGUACUUCGUCUGAUUUUGACAGCAUGGAAGAGGGAAUCAACUCCCAGCUCUUAACCUUGAUGUCUGUGAAAGACAGGAGCCAUGAUAUAUACAUGAAGAACAUGGAUAAAAACUCGGGGGAAGAAGCAGCUGUAAUACAGAUACCUCCGGAUUACUGGAAGGAACAGAAAACGGAGAAAGUUUUAAACUCCUCCACAAACAAAAAUGGAGUAGCCAUGUUCGAAUCGAAUGUUAUUGAUCCAACUGUAGCAUCCCGUCACAAAAAUACUACAGACUCUCUAUUUAUUUCCCCAAGUGAACAUGGAAGCCUGUUUUUCCAAGACAAUGGAGAUGAGAACGCAAACAGCAUAGACCCUAGAUAUGCUCAUGUCCCCCUAGAUCAGAACUGUACAAUGGAAACUGUACAGGAACCUUAUUUAGCACCGUUAGCGCUUGAAUACUCUUGCCAUAAUCGAGACCUGUAUCAGACACUUGAAGAGCUCCCUGUUACCACAGUAAGCCAUUUGCUUGAUGAUUCUGAAGUUUCAUACAGAGGUAUUACCUCUCAGUCUGAACCAGGUAGCAUGGCCACCCAGCAAGUGGGUAUGCACUCACCCAAAACCAUACCAGUAGCAGCAGUGACUAAUGACAAGGCCUCUUCACAACUACCAGCAAUGAACGAACCUCCUAUCAGCAGGAGGAGACCGCGAGAACCAACCACAAUAGACUCUCAGGGACACAUCUCCAAAUGUAAAAGAAGGCUUGUUCGAAAUUCCAAAGAAAACAAGUCAUCGGCAUCUAUCCAUUACUGGGAACUGCCUGCUGCAGCAAUAGAAAGGACUCUGCGGCUCUUUCCCGUCCGUUCCUCGCAGCCUGUAAAAGUACCACGUUUCAACCAGCCCGUUGUAGUCCUCAAUCACCCGGACACAGAUAUUCCCGAAGUGGCAAACAUUAUGAGAUCAGUUCACAGACACAAAGGGGCUGUGCAAAAGGUCGUCCUUUCUCAGGGAACUCUAAAAGCCCUUUCAGAGCUUAACUGUGACACAUUCCACAAUAUACGUGCUGACAACUUGCAGUCGUCUCACUACAGAAGUGUGUGGCCUCAAGAGACAGUUAAAGAAAGGUUCAUGCUGAAACUGAAACUGAAGAGGUUAGGUGGGAAUAAGUUUAUGGUGUCAGAUCUAAGCUCUAAUGCUAACCAGAUUCAGCCAAGCUUCAGGUGCUGGUUUUGUGGUCGUAACUUUAGGAACCAGGAGGUGUGGGUAGGUCAUGGUCAGAGGCAUAUUAUGGAGGCUACACGCGACUGGAACAAGUUAUUCAACAAUGAAGGGCAGAGUUAUGGCGUCGAUCAACAAUCCUUCUAUUGAGCUUGUGUGAUUCAUAAGCAUUAUUUCAUGGAAGCCAUUUUUUGUGCAUUGAUUGUUCUAGAAGAUUUUGAGUAGGCUGGAACAAGGUUUAAACGUGCAAAGCUCAGGGUUUGCAAAACGGGUCAUGUAAUGUGUAUUUCCGGAUCGAGCGCGUCACUCUUAGUAGUGUUAGGUUGAUAAACCAUCUCAGGGACAGUAGGCCAACAGAAACAGAAUAAUUUAUUUAUUCUUUCUGCUUUGGUGUCAGCGUACGUUAUUGUACAAGCAAUACGCAUUAUUUAUAUAAAGAUUUCCAAAGCACUUGUUUAUAAUGUGUUUUCUGAUCAAAACGAAACGACGUUGCUGUAGAAUGUAUUUAACUGAUCUGAAAACAGCACUAUAAUGUUGUAUUACUUUAUUUAUAGCUUUAAUUCCUUCCAUCUAACUGAGGACAUUGAUUUUUAUUUCUUGAAUGUGCUGAUAAAUAUAUUAAUGUGCUAUUUGACUAAAAUCCAUCUUUAUUUUUUGCAUUAAUUUCAUAUACAUUAAUUGCUUGCUGGUUUUAAGCAAGUAGGCACAUGUCUGCUGUUUUUUUUUUUUUUUUUUUUUUUUUUUUUUUUUAAUAAAUGAGCCUUUACAAAGACAGAAUUAUUUAUUCAUUUGGACAAACACAACUGCAUUUGAGGUCUUUGCUAUUUGUUAUGUAACCUGAACAGAUGUACAUUUUGCUGUGAGAUCGCAAUCAAAUUUGACAAAGACUCUGGAAUUGUGAUAUUUAGCGACUACAGCAUUUCUCUAUAAUGUUAUCAUUGUCUUUUAUGUCCACAUGCAAUAGCGGUUCAACUGAAUUCAGGACGCUGCAGUUAGAAAGAUUUCAUCAUUCCUGAUUUGUAGCAGCAUCAGUGUUCUCAUUGACUGAAGUCUAUUUCAACUCCAUUUGUAUAUUUCUAUUGAAGGAGUGAUCUGUGUACAUCUCUUAUUUGUGAAACAUUUUUGUUGUAUUUAUUCAUCUCUGAAAGUGUUGCAACAAGAGACAAAUUUUGUUACUUCUAGUUAUAUUAUUAAUGGACUGACGGGACAGUUUGUGAUGGAGUGGUUAUUAAUUGUAGCACUGG
Molecule: messenger RNA, 4746 nt
Organism: Ictalurus punctatus (channel catfish)
Lineage: Eukaryota; Metazoa; Chordata; Actinopteri; Siluriformes; Ictaluridae
Product: zinc finger protein 518A
Exons: 3
Coding region: 524-3652 (1042 amino acids)
Source: RefSeq, a predicted model, not a curated record